This is a messenger RNA of Cydia pomonella (codling moth), 870 nucleotides long. RefSeq lists its product as uncharacterized. The record is from RefSeq and is a predicted model, not a curated record. Lineage: Eukaryota; Metazoa; Arthropoda; Insecta; Lepidoptera; Tortricidae. The transcript has a single exon. Bases 1 to 870 code for a protein of 289 amino acids.
AUGUCGGAUAAAGAAAGUUCGCACUCGGACAUGGAUCAUGAACAAACCAAGCAGACACCGCCAAACUUCGCUCAAAAGCGUGGGAAAAAAAGAUUAAGAAACAGUCCUGGGACAGAGCUGGAUAAAUUUAAGGAAGAAAUGAGACAGAUGAUGACAGAUCUCAAGGUUACACAGGAAAAAGAGCUCAAAAAAAUUAACCCGAAUUUGCUCGAAAUAAAAACGUCAAAUGCAAAGAUUGAAAGCUCUAUUAGUUUUCUAACAGCACAAAACGAAGAGUUAAAGAAAAAAAUUGACAACCUUGAGCAGGACAGGCGGGCGGACAAGGAGUACAUAAAUCUACUCGAAGAGAAAAUUGAAGAUAUGUCGCGCGAAGCCCGUAAGAAGAACCUAGAAAUUAAAAAUGUCCCUAAAUUGGAAAAGGAGACGCGGGGAGACUUGAUUAAUAUGGUAACUAAGCUGUCCCAAAAUAUAGGCUACACAAUAGCACCUACUGACAUCUCAGACAUAUAUAGAGUUCGCAGCCGACAAAGUGAUAAACCGAAUUCGCCCAUCAUAGUGGAAAUGGUCUCAGCCAUCCAAAAAACUGACUUUUUAUCAAAGUGCAAAGAGCACAACACAGUGAACAAAACUAACAAACUAUGUGCUAAACACCUAGGCCAUAGUUCACUUGAUACCCCUAUUUACGUUACGGAACACCUGACAGCAAAAGCAGCACGUCUUCGAUUUCUGGCACGUGACUUAGCUCGAUCGAAAAGCUACGAGUUCUGCUGGACAAGUAUGGGCAAAGUCUUUGUUCGAAAAAGCAAAACAUCGUCUAUAAUUCUUAUAACAAACGAGUCGCAGAUACAGAGACUAUUUCAAGAAUCCUGA